Molecule: messenger RNA, 864 nt
Organism: Aspergillus ibericus CBS 121593
Lineage: Eukaryota; Fungi; Ascomycota; Eurotiomycetes; Eurotiales; Aspergillaceae
Product: GNAT family N-acetyltransferase
Exons: 2
Coding region: 283-735 (150 amino acids)
Molecular function (GO): acyltransferase activity, transferring groups other than amino-acyl groups
Source: RefSeq, a predicted model, not a curated record
UGAAUCCACAGACAUAGUGCUGGAAUUCCGCGGGGGUUGCGGACUAUAUCUGCUAUGAUGUGAGAGUAUAAGAGUGCUUGUAUACUAUAUUGCGUCUGUUAUUGGCUGAGAUCACUAGCUCGAGAGCAUCAUCAUGUGGGAGGGGGAGGAUGGCGCUACGCAGCUACCCCAUAAUGAUUGACUCAUCCCCACCUUGAUCGUACCCAGCAGCACAUCCAUACCAAUAGAUUCCAUUAACAGUCCCAGAAACCCAGCAUCACUCAGCACCAACUAGCUGCCCCAAUGUCAUCCAACAUUCGACUCGCAACCCAUGACGACCAACAAAUCAUCGAGGACAUCAUAAACGAGUCGUUCUCGAUCUACAUACCCCUCAUCAACAGAAAACCCCAACCGAUGCUCGACGACUAUAGCGCGCUGAUCAAGGACGGAUAUGUCUACGUGGCUGAGCGGGACGGAGAGAUCCACGGCACCGUCGUGCUUGCUCCGAAGCAGGAUUACAUGCUAGUGGACAAUAUAGCUGUCGCUGAGUCCGCUCGAGGCACUGGGCUGGGUCGCAAGAUGCUCGAUUUCGCGGACGAAGCAGCCCGACGGGCAGGAUAUGAUACCGUUCGGCUUCAUACCAACGAGACGAUGGUGAAGAAUAUUGCUAUCUAUAAGCGGUUGGGAUAUGUGGAGACGCAUCGUGCUGAUAAUAGGGGGUUUCAACGGGUCUAUAUGGCGAAGAUGUUGAGUUGAUUGUUUUGAUGCUGUGGCUGGUGCGAUGGAGGUCAUGUAUCAUUCCCUCGAUGCGGUAUCUGCAUUGCUUGGACAUAUAAGGACUCUGAUAGUCAUUUCAAAUUCAUCUAUUCUUGUGUGGCUACCGGC